AUGGACCUCGAUGAUCCACCGAUAGAGCUUACUCCCUCUCCCAUGCGCGUCCUUGUGCAAACACUAACUCACCUCGUUCCGUCGGACAAUCUUAUCGCCAAUGGCCUGCAACGAUGGUACUCCUACGGCGACGAGUUUGGCUACAACAACCGGGUCUGCUUUUUCCUAUUAGACUAUGGCACUGCUCCGAACGGUAAUGAUGAGGAGGUUCCAAUCCAGUGUUUUACGUGGGAUGGUGAGAAAUUCAUACCCAAGCCAGAUCUUCUCCAGAGCGAAGAGAUUCAAGCCGAGUUGAAGGAGGUACCGUUUACACCAGGCCCUUCCGACCGUGGUGAGAUACCGCCGAUGCGGGAUAUAGUGCGGCGGAGGCUACGGAAAGCACAGUUUUUGUCGAAACGUGAGCUUGACUAUAUGGCGGAGCAUCAGGAGGAUCAAGAGUGGCUGGAAAGAAAGCUGAAACCAAGGUUUUGGGCAAACUUCCUGGAGCAAAUGGAGAAGAGGGCAAAAGAAAGGGAGACGGAGAGGGAAGAGCCCAAAGAGGGACAGGAAGUCGACCCGGCACAGGAAGAAGAGAACCGGGCUAAAGCAAUGGGGAAAUAAUUAUGCCGUGUACAUAUGUG
Molecule: messenger RNA, 620 nt
Organism: Aspergillus neoniger CBS 115656
Lineage: Eukaryota; Fungi; Ascomycota; Eurotiomycetes; Eurotiales; Aspergillaceae
Exons: 3
Coding region: 1-600 (199 amino acids)
Source: RefSeq, a predicted model, not a curated record